Cyphellophora europaea CBS 101466 is the source of this 753-nucleotide messenger RNA. RefSeq lists its product as uncharacterized. NCBI's taxonomy places the organism in Eukaryota, Fungi, Ascomycota, Eurotiomycetes, Chaetothyriales, Cyphellophoraceae. The record is from RefSeq and is a predicted model, not a curated record. The coding region runs from base 1 to 753 and encodes 250 amino acids. The transcript has a single exon.
AUGGCUGAUACGGUACGUCGACAGUCCACGCGACUGCUCCAGCAGACGUCCACACCUGUCCCUACUGGCAUCAAGAAAGCCUCCAUUACGAGUAGUCGUGCACCGAAGACCGCGAAAGCAAGCGCUAUCACGCGCCCAGCCACCAAGAAACUCGCGCAGAAAGCUCCGAAAGGCGCCGCCACCAUAAGUCCCGUAACUCAAGAACAGCUGCUGUUGACAGACGCAUCUGCUUUCCGCGCUUGGCUUGACGACAACGAAAAUACCUCAGAUGGUGUCUGGCUUGUACUAGCCAAGAAGGGCACCACGUCUCCAACAAGCCUGACGCGGACCCAGGCUCUCGAUGAAGCCUUGUGUAGUGGCUGGAUCGACAGCCAAGGCAAAUCUCUCGACGCAUUUACAUCUAUACAGCGCUACACGCCACGACGCGCGAAGAGUCUGUGGUCGGCUAUCAACGUCGGGCACGUCGCUAGGCUGCGUGAGGAAGGACGGAUGAGAGAGCGCGGCGAGAGGGAGGUGACAAGGGCCAAGGAAGACGGACGAUGGGAGCGGGCCUACGCAGGACCAAGCAACAUGACUAUACCUGACGAAGUGGUGGCAGCAUUAAGGGGCAAGCCAGUAGCUAAGAAGCGACUGGACGGCAUGAAGAACAUGGAGAGAUACUCGGCGCUGUUACCGAUUGUGACAACACAUACUGAGGCAACGAGGAAAAGGAAGAUCGACAAGCUGGUCGAAGAACUUUCGAAAGAGAGAUGA